Messenger RNA from Spirometra erinaceieuropaei, 27272 nucleotides. The record is from the annotation of a GenBank genome assembly. NCBI's taxonomy places the organism in Eukaryota, Metazoa, Platyhelminthes, Cestoda, Diphyllobothriidea, Diphyllobothriidae.
AUGUCAGAACCCACAAAUUUAUCUUGUGAACAGGAUGUCUUAUCCCUCAGUUUACUUUCCAAGCAGAAGAUAAAGGAGGCUGAAUUGAAGUUGAACGUAAGUAUUUUUACGUUUUUCAGCCGGUUUUAUUGAGCCAUCCUAAAUGCCACCUGGGCGUCAGUCUCAAAGAAAUACUCUGGUAUAUCACAAAAUCACACAGGUCUUCUAAGGGAACAUGCCACAUUUAAUUGCUGUUUUAUACGGACAAAGUCUACUGCGCAGUCUAAAUCAUUUGGAAUAUUAUAAAAUCCGCCAUCAUAAGCUUCGCCAUGGCCAGAACCGUUCUGUUUGGCGAUCGUUUUCCUUGAAAGGCUUAUAUUCUUUGUCACUCUUUGUCUUAUUGGUAUUAUUGGACUACUCAAAUUUCGGGGUAUCAGAGCAACCCACUAUGGAUCUAAUGUAGUUUGCCAUGCUGUGCCAAAAAAUUGGUCAAAUGUUACGGAAAAGGGGUUCAAAAUCUUCGAAAGAUGGUACCACUGAAAAUUUCAAUAUUUUUUCAACAGAUUCUUGUUUUUGUCCUCAGAGUGUUCUAAAUUUCGACGCGUAUUGCAACAAGUCCUUUAAAAGAGCCCAACCAGGCAAAUAUCUUUUUAAUCCGUCUGUGCUAUUCUUCUCUGUCUAUUCUACGGAAGAGAUUUUUGCCAGCUCCCACUUAUGCCUCAUUGCAUACGCAUUUAUGAGUGUAAAUAAUCGGACGGCAAUGUAUGAAUUUGGUCCUCACGAACUGUCCCUCAUGCUGGUCUGACGCCUAAUUUGUAGUUCUGUCACGCUCCCUAACAAAUCAUAUUUUUUCCAUAAAAGGUGAAGGGAAAAAGGCCGAUCAUUAAAAACAUACUACGCCGGAAAGAUCUGUUUUCGUCACUUUAGGAACAGGCUGGGACAUGCCGCUUGUGUAAAUGUUCGGGUUUCAGUUCAUCACUCAUAGUAGCCUCAGCGGAUGUCAUUGUAGCAACGCUUUGGAAAUCCAAAACCGACUGGUGUCAUUGUUUACGGGACCGAUUUAAUCGCCAAACACUCUCGCGUAUGGAGCAAAUAUAUUGUUAAUUACUCUGUUUUAAUUGAGCCGAUGAAAGUCAAGCAGGCCCUAUUCUGAAAACCUGCUGUGUGCAUGCUGCGAGAAGGCUUAUCACUGGAGCAAAGUGAGCCUAAACGGUAUACGCUUGCGAAUCUCGAAUCAGAAUCGAAGUAAACUUUUGCUGCUAGGCUGUGCGGGGAGAAUCCCCUAUACGAGUAAUAAUUUCAUGCCAAACGGACAUUUAAUGGAUAAUUGUCGCUUGAGAUGAAAGGGAUAUUUGCGGAAUAACAGAUCCUGUGUACCUCUUCGCUUGUGAUAGGUGGAAUGUCUCUAGUAGCGACGUACUUUUGAAGUUUUUAUUGCUGAUUCCGACGCGUCUGUUAAACAGCAGAGGCACAAAGUGUACAAGGGUUUGCUGAUAUGGUGGGAGCAUCGCUAUUUAUUACUGCGCAUAACGCAAAUGGGUCGGCUUGUGAGACCAGGGCGAUAAGAAGCCAGCUUCCUAAAGCUUACGCCUGGCAGGUACUCCGACCUUUGCCAAUAUAUAUUUAAAAAAUACCACUCCCGGGAUCCAAUAUCUUCAUAAAAACGAUUUUCUUCUCUUCGCUGACCGUUUCUCAAGGAGGGCACAAAGCAACGCCGACUGGUCAGCUUAGAAGACCCUUUUCUCAACGCUCAAACCUUAUUUUAUAUAAUCCGCCAACAAGUAUUUUUUCACACAGAACAUAGGCUACGGUCGAUUAUCGAUGUAAAGUGUACUCCGAGCUUAAUCUUCUGGGCACAGUGCAGGCUAGACACGGAAACAGGUUCCCUAAAAGGUGGCCUUGCGCAAAAUUCCAAGGGGAUCCCUAUUGCCAUGCCCCAAACAUAACCCUAACCUCCCUACAGUUUGUUGUAAGGCCACCUGUGGUACAAGUGGGAAUCCAAAACGUCACGCCAAUAAAUUUCUUGUUCCAGUGAUAGCACCUUCGUCUUCUCAACUGGUUCCUGCAGUUCGCCUGUUCGCUUCUAUCGGUACGAAGGAUGUAUAUUCCCGCGUCCCACCAAUACACAUAGCGGACCACCUGUGUGGUAGAAUGACAUUACUCACGGAGACAAGACGGACUGAAAUGGCCAUUUCUGCCUUAUUAGCCGUCAUCAGCCGACCAACAAUACCGGCUGAUGAGUGGCUGCUGGCGGAGCCCUAGACUGAGCUCCAAGGACUAGUGUGUUGCGUGACGUGAUUGGUGAAGGCUCCUCUACCAUCCUCAUGGAGGGGUCUGAAAAAUGGGCAUAGUGAUAUGAAACUAAAUGUUCACCCAAGGGGUGAGAUUUCGACCUGUCUGUGGCGAUUUUAGUGGGAAGAAGCUGCUAUUCCAUUAGUAACAUUUUACGGUAUCAAAAUAUCCGGAAAGAAAUUUGUUUUUAAAAAAAAUCUGUUGGAACUCAUUUUUUCUUGAUGUCCACGCAGCAGACGGGUAGAAUGCAUUACUUCUACGUUUCCCCAACUGCUUCGCAAACGUGAAUCGGGAAACCUCUUUCCUACCUGUCGUCGCAUCAUUAUGAUGGAGCAGUCUGAGACCUGCUAGCUUUCAAUAGGUUAGGAAUAACCAAAAAAAUAAGUAGCCACCACUUCCUAGAUCAACGUAUACUCUUCUGCUUUUUGCACAUACUUCUUCUAUUUCAUUUAGAGAGCUGUUAGGUCAUGUACCACAAAUAAGAUGCACGCAUGACAACAAGUCAUUAAAACCUUCUAAAAGUCUGACUGACUGUGCUAAGGAGGGCGAAUGACAGAAAAAGCAGUAUUUCAAAUGUUUUCACACAUGAAAAUGGAGCCUUACUUUCAAUAGCCAGUUAAGAUUAUCAGAAACCUUCGGUAAGAAGCCUAGCAAAAGGCUGAACGAUAACAUAAGUUUUGCCUUUCAAGCGAUCACUGAGUUUGAUAUGAGAGCGCAACAGAGUCUCGUUUCUUUUAGUUUACUUAGACGCCUUCAUUCGACUCCUUUUUGUCGUCCAGUAUGGUGCGACUGAUAACAAAGAGUCAGAUGUUUUACGUACCGAUAAAAAAGAAAAAGCGCCUUUUGCUUUUCUACAGAGAACCGAUCUAUCUUACUGGCAGCAGGUAGGGGAGGGGGUCCAAUAAGGUGGUCGAUACCAUAGUAUCUAAGUGGGCUGGCGAAGCUACUAAAUGUCAGCGUAUAUGUGCAAAGCUUCUCCACCUGCAUCUAUUCUUUGCAGCACAACAGCUUAACUGGCGGCUUGGUCGUCCAAAUUGCAAUUUAUGAGCCAGGGAAGUGUGUUGUGCAUCAAAAGCAAGGGGCACCAGUAGACCGCACAUAAAAGACAAACUUUUACUUACGGAACAGUGUCUCGUCUUCCACAAGACAUAAAAACUGUCGAUGGGGAUUGCAGGAGGCGUUUUAUGAUGUAGUAAUAACUUGGUAGGAACUUCGUCUUAAGUUAAAUAAUUCCACGCACAUUAUAAACUCUCUUUUAAAUUCUUCCUCGUAACCUUCUUUCAUCCCGCCCGGUACGAAAGGAAGGUUAUCAUUCAGGUCGUUAUUUUCGACUACAAAUAAGUCUAGCGUAUUAUUUGACCGGUCACUUUAAGUCGCCUAUUUUUAUUAAUUCCAGUAUAAAAAGCUUGACUUUAGGGGACUACGACCAGUGUAUUUGAGCUAGUGAUGGUUCCUCUAACCGGAAGAAUUUCAUUUUUUCUCUAAGUGAUCAACUAAGGUGACGCCGCGAUGUCAAUACAAACACAAUUACCUCAAAAUAUACAUUUGCUUCACCAUAAAUGUUAUUUGGAACAUAUUUUUUAAGGUUAAGACUACAAAAAUACAUUAAUGAUUACGUGAUGAUGGAGACCUUCUCGGCUGCCUGAAACGCAGAUAUGAACCAAAAACUGCACAGUUCAGGCGCUGUGCACUUUUAGAUGUUUUCCUAGUGCGUAUGUGUGCGGACUGACCUCCAUGCCAGUCGGAGCGGCUGAUUACUGUGCCUCGUUCCAUUUGCUGCAUCCGGCUGCCUUUUUUACUUAAGGGCCGCCGAAGAACGCCCGAAUUAGCCCAGUCUAGAGAAUAAAGCAAGUCUCCAAUUUAAUUGCUUUCUGGCAACGUAGUACAAGGUCAAGAAAAUGUUGACUGGGUCACCUGACCAAGCUCAGGGGGUAGAUGCGGAUGUGAAUGCUGGGCCGGAUUCUGCAAACGGAUUGUAGAAAUGCACUUGAACUAUGAAUUUUUUAAGAGGAACCUAGUACAUGGUGUUCAAACUUACCUACGAUCGUACUUAUGAAUAGCCUCGGACAUCCAGAGGACUCCAGCUUGAAGAUCGGGACAGUGCAUGUAUGGAUCAUUUUAAGUGAAUAGCAAGCAACAGCUAUGCAUUUGAGCAUCCCUCUAGACUUUGGCUUGAUCGGAAAUAGUAUCUUCAAAGCAAAUCUAAACGCAUGGACAGUUUCUGUCGGCGUAUCUCCAGACAACAAGUUUAAUAACGUGAGCAGAAUACAGCCAAGCUUAAACCAACCGCAUACUUAUAUCCAUUACUGCUCCACAUAUGCUUUCGCAGUUAUUAAAGUUCGGAAUGAAGGCCGUAAAGGGUAAACCUGUGAUAAUUUGUGUUAUAAGUUCUGGUGGUUAAUCUUAAAGUGAAGUGCAUUCCAGUAAACCACGACUUUAGCACUACAAUUUCUUUUGCAAGGUGCUCAAGCAUGCACAGAGUCUUUUACGUUCUAGACAAGACUGCCUCACGUUUGUCCUUAAUCCGGCGAAAUGUCAUAGACAUUUAGAACUAAAACGUCUUGGCUUAAAAACAAAUGUAGACCUCAUUAAAUUGUAACUGGGAGCUUGCUAAACUGGCAAGCACAUGACAGCGACUCAAUGGCUGGGGAAUCUGUAAAAUAUGUGAGAGGAUGUGCGUUUGAAUCCUCUUUGCUGUGCAACUGAUUUCUGAAUCAUCUGGAGCACUUCUAGAUUUUUUUCGAAAUGGUUAAAUAUAACAGGGAAAUAAAACCAACAAGACAGAGCAAAUUAUACUGAUUCACUGUUGGCACAUACAUGGAACAACUAGAGGUAAUGGCAUGUUCGCCAGUGAAGAAAUGGAGGUAGGCUGUAUGUUUUCGCAACUGUCUUCUGACUUGUAAGCAGAGUCAACAUUCACCUGCCUGUAGUCUAGUCACUCAGGCAUUUAUUUUGUUUGAAUAAAUCCUCGCGACCCUUGUUAAGUUAUUUACUCCUGCUGUUUAACAGUUCUUGAUGCUAUCUACAGUCGUUUAUUUAUAAAUUAGUGAAACUUUGCUGGUGCAUUGCUUCUCCCUCCCGGUUUAUUGAUUUUCGGGAGGAAAAGCAAAACCACGUGUGCGUAGGUGUGGUAGCCAAAACUGCAUAUAGGCUCCAGCCCACAGCCUACUGCGGAGGCAGUAAAUCACAUUGGCAUGAAGACCGUUUUCGGACAGGCAAAGGCGCCAUCGUGGGGGGUGGGGGGAGGCAGUCUUCACACUCUGACGCCUCCCGCAACCGCUUUCUGACAUAUAAGAACCAACGUUAGUAGGAUUUUCGGAUUCUCUUAUCAUCACAAACUGGAGUUUUGCAGUCGUUGACUUAUGCCAAGUAACACAACCUCUUUAGGCCAUUUGAGCUAGAUGCGCAGAGGGGGAUUGGUCAAACGCGGACGACCUCGCAGUUAAUUUCCAAGCGCGCAGGGAGACUUCAGGAGAAUGUAUAAAAUAUUCAUUCAACUUUCACAUUGACAGCUAUGUGAGCGUAAACUGACAAAAUUCCGAGGAUAUUACUGUUAAAACUCACGAAAGCAAUCAAGAGUAGGACGUGGUCACUUAUAACUUUAUUUGGAAAAUAAACUGACGUUCAGUCUAAGACUAAGGACAUUAGUGCAGUUGCCUUGGUGCCAGGGAUAUCACCUAUCAGUUUGUUGAGCAAACUAACAGCUCAAACCCACGAACCCCAGCAUCUUAUUUUGAUUUCUCGACUAGGAAGCCGCGUGUUAAGCGUGGGAGAUUUUGCACUCAGAUAUGGACAGACUCCUCUGAACGAGAGUGUUUCAAACAGCCUUCCCAAUGACUUCCUGCAGUCCUAUGUUAGUUCAUGUGAAGGCAGAUUGUCCGAAAGUUGAGCGAAAUGACUACGAUCACUUUUGUCGUUGAGGAAAAUACGAACAUGACUGACCAGGAAUGCAUGCGAAUAGACCUUUGCCUUAACCGCGACAAUGAUUCGAAGUAAAAAGCGUCUCCCUAUGAAGUUUUUUUACUAUUUCUCGCGAAUUUAGGAAAUAAAAGUAAUUUUCCCACGUAAUGUGCAUAGUCAAGACAUGCACAGAAUUAGCUAGGUUGUUUAUGCCAGCUCGCAUGCAGUAAGCCGAGAAAAAAACAGAUAAUAACCCUGCUAAGCAUAAACAUCCUAGAAGAGAAUGCGACUACCUUCAUAAAAUGUCGAUUGCUAUCUUGAAAUGUUGUCUCAGUAUGGAAUAACUACUUAUGGAAAAUUUAAAAGCAAAAUAACACAUAAAUUAGAGCAAGAUGAGGUUCGGUAGCACCACCUGAUAGACACAAUACUGUCGGGGUUGAGGUUAAGGGUAAGGGUUAGGGGUUAUAGUUAGACGUUAGGGUUAGGAGUAAGGGUUAGAGCUAGGAGUUAGCGCGACUACUCAACUAUUUAAAGUACAACCGGGCAUUCCCAAUAGCUUUUCUUCUGCAUACAUUUACUUGACCUCGUCGACUGUGCGUUCCCCGGCUCCACCUGUAAAAGCCCCUAUUUCCACCGGUUCCGUAGAAGAGGUGAGUGGUGUGGGCUUACUUCAGGUGGGGUUACCAAACCACAUCCGACCCAAUCUAGUUCCAAGAUAUUAUUGACUCCUGGAUUUCGAUAAACGCAUUUCCAUUUGCGCACUUAAAACUUGGCUGAUAAUCAGUACGUGUUUUUCCACGACGGUUCGACGCCUAUGUGGAUUCAACCAUAUUUUGCUGAAAGUGCAUAAAAAGUCAUUUUAUGCGUUUUUCGCAGGAACUUUCGUUCCACUGAAUUUUAUACUUGAAAAAGGGUCUUUUAUUUUUAGAAAAUUUCCAGCUUCGGGCUAGUUUAAAACCACACCUGAACGUAACCACUGAGGUUCACUAUGUAUCGAACAAUCUUUCCCUUUAAGGUGCCAAAGCCCCAAUUAACUGCGCCUGUAAACUUGACUACAGAGACUACAGUCUCUAAUUAAGUAAUGCACGGUUGCACACUGCGAUUGCAGUAUCAUUCCCAACUUUUGCGCCACUUACAACUGACAAAAAUCCCAACUUCAAUAGGGUACGUUUGCAGUGCUUUUCAGUGUCCGUCCGAUUUCAGUCAUCUUUUAUAAAAAGAAGGCAUAGACAAAGGUUUUCCUACAUCCGCUUAUUGAAAAUACAGUUUUUAUAAAACUUCUUAUUAAAGGAAGGUAGCAGUGCUAGUUUUAAAUGUUCUAGUCGCGGUUAUCGGAGGAAUCGGUAAUAUAAUACGUUUGUCCUAAUAUCUUUAGGCUUAUUGAAUUUGUUCUUAAAGCAUGCAAUGCGACCAUUACGUAGAAAUAUUCUGUGUGCGCCAAAAGGCUUGUUUAUAAGGACGUGUAGGAUUCUCUGAUUAUUUUUAGAAGAAAGGACGCAAGUGACAACGCAUGUUGUUUUUAAAACUUUUUGAGUGUCUGUUGACUUUUUUACGAAAUACUUCCUCAAGUAACAGACUUAAAGAAGUCUUAAAGUCCCGAAACAUAAGUAAAUUUGCAUAGGCGCCAAAGGCCAGUCAAAAAGUACCCGGCACAAGAAUGCCGAUUUUCGUGACUGCACCAUGCACAAGUGUCUGAAGAGAUGCUCGCUCCAAAGCCCGCAUACUGUCAUAUAGCCUUUGACUUAAAACUAUAUUCUCUGCUAUCCUCUUUCGCAAUUGCACCCUAGGGAAUUUUUCUAAUCUAAAAUUCACGACUGAAAACCCUUCUACAACUCUCGGUUAGGGGUUAACGAGUUUCGGCACAGACUUUACUGAUAACUGAACAUAACAUCAUGGUUACUCAAAAAAUAGGAUGAACAAAUGGUACAAAUGUGGUCCGAAGGGUUUCUGCCGAGAAAUUUCAAUCCGGAAAGUGGCUGAUAACGCUGGUCACCUACUAAUGCACUGCAACGCACACAUGAACAAAGCGAUCCGUAAUGUAUCCACUUAUCUGCGUCCGCCUACACCCUGCACUCCAGAAAAUCAUUAGCGUCAUACGUGUUGCUUAUACCACCCCCAGCCUCCUGCACAAAUUAGAUAAGGGCAUACGCACAUACGUGGCGGAAGUCGCAAUUCAGACAGUGAAAUGAACACUUUUGUACAAAGUAAGCCCAUAUGCAGUUAGAUAGACGGGCAGUUCCGCAUGAUCAAAAGGGUAAUAGCAGGCUUUUUAUGCCUCACAGUAUUUCCAAUUCAAUUACAGGGUUAUGGUUCUAAUAGUAUUAUUGCAUUGCAGGCAUUUGGACACAUCAGAAACUGUUAUUAUUAAGGGGUACGGCCGCACAGGAUGGAGACACCAAAGUGUUGCGCUAUCGUAUCACAUCUUACCGGGUAUGAUACAUGUAUCAAAAUGCGAGAUAGGGGACUUUAUUCUGCACCAGCUACGGCAUCCGACCUUAUCUCCAUUCUACUAGAUCCAGAGCUGUCACGUCGGAGGGAUCAGAGAAGGUGAUGCCGAUCAUACCCAUGUUUCUAAUGUUGUGUUUCCUCCCUUUAGUGGGGUAUCUCGGUCCUCAUUGUGAGGACUAAACUGCAAUAGUUCUCUCGCGAUACGGCCGUAUAAAGACUCCGCAAUAUUUGGAUAUGAUCUAUUGAUUUGAAUGGGUAUAAGUUAAGGGAGACGCAGAUAUGUUGAACGUGUGAACGGCGGCUUUGUAUUGGGUAGCCCAGAGUGUCCAUGCCCAUCACCAGCUUCCGUGGUCUUGUGCCACAAUUAAAGAAUCAUGUGAGCGGGAAGCGAAAGAGAGAGAGAUGACAGUCCUCAGGAGCUCCCUCACCGCUGCUCACGCAGGCGAUGGUGGCCAUCUCCAACAUCGACGAAUAAGAUAUCAAGCCUCCCCUAGGUUAUAAAUAGCCAAUGGUACCGAUGGUUCUGGAAACUUUAGGACAGUACUAUUAUAGGGAGUCAGGCCUGAAGUUAAAUAUUCUGUGUCGUACUUAACAGCCUCGUCGAAUCCCCCAGCCAGGCGGGAUUAGAAACUUAAAACGACCAGUGGAAGAUAGAAUCAAGAGAAUAAAAAUUAGUGGACGUAGGACAGAAAUGCGGAAAAGACAUUUUAAUACAUUGGUAAUGACGUUCAGCCAGAGGCAUUGUCUGCACAUAAGCUGUGACAGCACCAUUAAAUAUACAAAGCCAGAGACGUCAUCCUCAAAAGAUACUCCAUAACCAAAAAAUCACGAAUGGGAUCGAACUGAAUAUGACGCCCUUUUGCAAGUUCAAUAUACAGAAGAAGAAGAAGAAGAAGAAGAAGAAGAAGAAGAAGAAGAAGAAGAAGAAGAAGAAGAAGAAGAAGAAGAAGCGAUCACUGGAACAAGAAGUUUAUUGGCCUGACGUUUCGCAUUCUCACUCGAACCAAUAAUCAAAGACGGUUGCAGAUAAAGGUAGUGGAGGUACCAAGACUGCAGUAUUUAUAGUACGUAGCUGCAGUGGGACCACACGCGUACUAUAAUUAACAGUUCUUGUGAUCACCACUGGGGGUCGUAAUUAAGGCGAUGAUGGCUUGUCAGUACGCGUCUGAGUCACUAAUGGCCGCGAUUUCAUCAUCCUUGUUGGAUGUUGACGUAAUUAUGGCUCGGCAAUUUGGCCUGCUGUCACCAGGAUAAUUGAGCGUCCGCGUCUUCCCUAUGUGACUAAGUCCCCUGCUCAGGGAAUGUCUCAGAACUAAGCAGCUCGCUGCUCACGAGGCUGACAGCACUUGCGAGGAUUUCGGCCUCUUGGAAGUUUAAAAUAUGGCCGUGAUCAGUAGAAUGAGUUGCUACCUGAGAGCUAGUUUCUUCUCUCUUCACCGCUGCUACGUGCUCAGUCAUGCGCGUUCGGAGUAAUCUCCCAGUUUCUCCGACGUAGUUGCUCUGCUCGCAGCCGCACUAGAUCCGGUAAACGACUCCAGACGUUUGCUGCCGUGGCAGGGGUCUUCCAUUCUCGUGAGGCCUCGAGUUGCUCGAAUCAUGGCUCUCAGGCUCGCAAUUCAUCAACAAACGCAAUGACCUCCAGGUACCAUACUCAUUUCUGAGACAUUCCUUGAGCAGGGGAAUCAGUCACAUGGGGAUGACGCGAACGCUCAACUAUCCUGGUGACAGCAGGCCACAUUGCCGAGCCAUCAUUACGUCAACAUCCAACACGGAUGAUGAAAUCGCGGCCAGUUGCGACUCAGACACGGACUGGCAAGCCAUCAUCACCUUAAUUACGACCCAACCGAUGAUCGCGAGAGCUGUUAAUUUUAUUACGCAUGUGGCCCCACACCAGCUACGUACUAUAAAUACUGCAGUCUUUGUGCCUCCACUACCUUUAUCUGCAACCGUCGCCGAUGAUUGGUUCGAGUGAGAGUCCGAAGCGUCAAGCCAAUAAACUUCUUGUUCCCAUGAUCGCACCUUCUUCUUCUUCUGCUUCUUCUUCUUCUGAAUUUCUUCCUGAAGCUCGCCUGUUCGCUUCUAUCGGCAGUUCAAUAUGCCUUGGAAAUGGAAACCCAGAUUAACUAACCGAUUUACCUGAGACAUUGUUCUGUUCAGUGGGUGCACAUAAUUUUUCAUGCUAUUCAAACCAAGGUAGUGUUGCAUUCUAAAACUAACAACUCCAUACGGUGAAGUUUAUAAGCCCUGGAAGGAAAUCAUUAGCGGGGACUGGUAUAAAAUCCACAUGGCGAAGUUACCGACUCAUGAAACCAAAAGGAACAAUAGGCGGCUAAGUAAAAACCGUCAUGUAGGCCGAAAUAUUUUGCUAGUUUCAAAUUUUAUUAGGCAUGACAGUGGAAUUCAUUAACCGCUCACCUGGUGAAUGCUGCCGCAACGGAGAGCACCCUGACAAACGUAACUCUACAGGAACGAGCAUGCAGGACUGUGAAGUUAUCAAGAAGUUUUGUAAUCACUCAAGAAACGAACAUGUUUUCGCGCAGAAUCUCUCAACGAAAUGACGUACUUAGUCCCCGACAAAGGUCCUCCGGUAUAAAUCCGGAUUUUUCAUAAAGGACGCUGACUCAGUCAAUUUCACUGCUUCCUUUGAACUUGUGCCGCGCCAGUAUCACGAACGAGUCGGAAAAUCUCCUCUUACGUAAUGCAGUCGUCCCGGGUAAUGUCCUAUGAGAAACCUAAUGUGCUUACCUAGGGAAAAAAUCCUGCAUUGAGUUCAUCAAUCGCAGCGAAACAAUCCUAACGCUAUCGAAAAAACUGUCUCCUUUUGGUCCCCAACAGAGUGUAGUAUCUAACCAAAACUCAUUAUUGUCUGUCAUACGAAAGAUCUACCGAAACAAUGAUGGCUUGGCUCAGUAACCUUCCAUACAACCCAGGUGCCCCGACCCGGUCAAUCAUCUGAUCACGAGACGCCCACGUAGGGGUUUAAAACCUUUUUUAAAAACUAAACUUUUUCCCAGCAAACUCACAAAUGGUGGUUCACUCGAGCGAAUCGACUUAAGCAAUGAACAACUUAAUCAUCUGGGAAGUUCAUAUCAUUAAAUAUCAAGACUUUUCACAUUGCUCAUGGAAAAAACGGAUCAUUGACCCGCCACGUUAGCAUUAUGGUGAUGACGACGGUCAAACAAUAGUCCAAGGACCCUUCACUCGCCUGGAUUACUGCCUCACAAUCAUUAACGUCGUCGGUGGGGUCUUUGGUGAGCAGACAAUGAGCAUACCGAUGACUUUUCCGAUCUCUGGGUUGAUUUUUGAGUCUGUCUUCAAAUAACUGAAACAAACGGGGUUCGAGACGCAUAAAGCCAAGUUCUGGACCCGCCACCUUGAGGACAAUUUCGUCGGGCAUUGUUAUUAACCUAAUUUGGUAAUUGCAGGAACACCUGAACUGGACAUCUAGCAGAGUGAAUAGACUUCCCAUCUUGAACGCCACCGUCUACUGUCAACGUGGUGACCACCUUUUCUCAGUCUAAUGGAAGAAAGAAACCCAGCCUCUGAAAAAGCAACUCUGUCCGAAGUUUUGGAUGUACAAUCAAAACAGCAGUGGACACAGUGACUAGGUGAUGCAGUGACUAAGUACGUACCUACGAAUAAAUUCUGCAGUUUCCGCAUUGAUCGCAGAUGGUCGUACCCUUUGGGAAAACUGCCUGAUUGUCCAUAUGCGGAUAGAAGAUGGUCGUAAUCACGCCCCACGUGUUGGUGAUUGACGAGCAAAUGACCCGGGAAUGGGGAAUGUUAACACCAAUGCUAGAAACAACUUUCACACGCGCGCCCCCCACGUGACUAAUAACGCUACUCAGGCAGGAUCUUGACGCGGGAUAGGAAAAAGUGGUAGUAGUAGUAUUAGUAGUAGGAGGAGGAGGAGGAGGAAGCGGAGGAGGCCAUUGCGCUUGUUGAUAGACUGCGGAUCGGACAUCCCUGACUCAAACAACUCGCAGUUCAUGUCGCUGUUAAAACUCAUGAUAAUCACCCUUUCGUUAAACUUGAACGUGUUGGCGAGCCCUGUCAAACCAUUCGCGGCCUGACAUUUGGUGUCUCUGCCCGUCACCGCGCACGUAUGUUCUACCUUUCGCAUCCAUAGUAAUCUUCCAGUUCUUUUAAGGAUUUGCUUUACUAGCAAAUGCGCCAGAUCCGGUAAACGCCUCCGGACGUUUUCGACAUGGCAGUGGGUAAGUAACCCGCCAACGGAGGUCACAUCACCUUUUGAUGUCAUGUCCCUUUUUGCUUCCAUUCCCGGGAUCUGACAGUCGAAAGCGCCGAAUUACCUUUUCUCUCAUGGUGACUAUGGGGCGAAAUCAGCCUGCCAGUUCAUAAAUUCAGUUCGUUUAUUGCGCAGCGCCGACUCAGAUGGUAAUGAGGUGUGUACAACGAAUUCCUUUGCGGAUAAAUGUUCAGAUCGAGCCUUCUUCGCGUUAUUUUACGUAAAUGGACCCUCGGAUUUUGCCGACAACGAUACUGCUUGAUGUUCUCAGUUCUUAAAAAAGAGUUUCUUGUAACGAAGCUCAUGUGUUAAAUAUAUCACCCAUAAAGAGUAAUUGAUCUUCCCUCAUGAACUUAUCAGCUUAGAGUUUUAUUUUUCGGUCGCAUGCGCCAAGUCUAACAGGCAUAUGUAAUACUGACGUUUACCUCUCGACAGCAAUGAAACGUGGCCUGUGUGGCAAAAUCAAAUUUCAUCAAAAAGGCUGCCAUCGUCACAGUAACCUUUGCCCAACCGAACCCUCUAGUUUCGCAUCAUGUUAUACGCUCGGUUUUUAAUCCUCAUAACGUUUCUCCAUAUGAUUAUUUUUGACCACCAUUUAUCCUAUGAUAGAUUCGAUAAAAAUGAAGUAAAAACCACGCCUAACACUUUGGUUUGCUCCUAUCAUGCGGCUUCGCUCAAUAUGAUCAUUACGUCUUCCUGAAAGUCCAUUUUAUUAGCCUUUGAGGUUCAGUCGCCGAUCUAGUUAUAGCAUGUAGCAUGUUCGUUCUUGUUUACCCCUGUGUGCCGGUCUAGAACCUCGCAGACAGCUGCAAUGGACGGGUACAGCUGCGGAAGGAAUAUCGACAAAGAAAAGGGAGGACAAAAUGGCCAUUUAUGACUUAUAAGCCCUCUCUAGGCGGACAUAGCCGGGUUACGCAAACCACAAUUUGAUGUACGGCCGGCUGACGACGGCUAACAAGCCGUACGUGGUCACCCAAGUUUCCUUUGUCCUUUUCAGCAUUCCUUCAGCGGCGAUUUUUAUAGUUUUCACCUGUACCGUAGAAUUAUUUGUCCUAAAACGGAUCGGUACGUGGUUCCUUGUGCUGCAGGAGUAUUAACAGGCUUAACAGUAUUAAUUUAAUGUUGUUUUUUUAUCUCAUUUAAGGCCUCUUAUGGGGAAACGGAUAGCGUUAUUUCCUCAAGCACCUUCAUCUCCGACAGCUUCUACAGCAACAACGGGUUGAUUGACCCGGCAGCCUAUGACUUCCCCAACCGGGUUGUGACGAAGAUUAGGCGCUAUGAGAAACUCUCCGACUUGGAGCUAUCGUCUUUCACAGACACCUCAUGCCUGUCCACGCCUCCGCAACUGCGUCUAAAGAUGCAGCCACAACUCCAAACCGAUGAGGUCUGCCUCAGCUCUAAGGUAAUUCGGAUUUUUUUGCGUAGUUGAUGCAUGUUCUGAGAAUCAGUUUGCAAGUUCUGGAGCAUUGACUUUAAGAUGCAAAGCUUAGUUAAUUUGCGAGCGAGCGAGCGUACAUGGUGUUGGUGACCAGUUCGACAAUAGAGCCUGAAAAUGAUAAGAUCUGGUAUUAACAAAUAUCGGUUUUAUUCUGGAAAUUAAAUUAAUUCUUCCUUUGUCGUUUAGCGAAGUCGGGUGCCGGCAACUUUUAUGCGAUGUUAAAGCAUAUUGUCAGUGAAGUCUUGUUGCGUUUAGAUAUCCUUUCUUGGUCCAACCAACAAGGCACAUGCAGCUACAUAUUUCUGUUCACCAAGUUUAUACUAUUUGAUGCAGCACCUCUGAGUUUUUCUCCCGCGUACUUGCCGCUACAACCUCAGAUCGCUCCUUUUUUACAGACCAGAGGUUGGAAGAGUGCCGAUAAGGACGGCAACAAGACGUUUGGUCCAUUCGAGCGCUCUCCUGGCUAAAUGAUUGAUGUCCAUUCUCAUACUACUAUUUCGUGCGCAAAGAUCGAUAUUUACCGCGCUUAGCUCAUCAAACGCCAACUUUGUUACUGCAUCACAUAAACUGUUUCGAUGUGCUGGAAUUCCUUACUAAGUUUGAAAAUAACAGCUUGUAUGACCUAAGUGUAUGCACAAUAAAAGCUUUAAAUGAUAUAUUAGAGCAAAAUAAGGUUCGGUUAUUAACUGUAGACUUCGAAAACGACCGAAGAGAGGCGACUAUUCAUUUUCUCCCACGAAAUACAAACUUAGCUAUGCUAUCGCGAAAUAAUUAAGGAUUUUUGAAGCCGAUGAAGUGUUUGAAGGUGCUUAAUACGAUGUCCGAACAAGCGGCAAUACUUUUGCGUGACGUCUGUUUUCUCAAGUGAGUCAAGACGGAGUUUCUGUGGUACCGUUUGUCUAAUUUUUAAAGUCCUUUUUGUGCAAGCAUUGUUAAAAAUUAGAAAAGAGCCUUUCGGAUUGUUGAGUUUCGGAGGCUUGUUAUAUAAAAUAUGAUAGGUUUCGUCUGGUAGUGGUGUUUUCAUCUAACUCAAAUAACUAAUGAUGAUGAUGAUGAUGAUGAUGAUGAUGAUGAUGAUGAUGAUGAUGAUGAUGAUGAUGAUGAUGAUGAUGAUGAUGAUGAUGAUGAUGAUGAUGAUGAUGAUGAUGAUGAUGAUGAUGAUGAUGAUGAUGAUGAUGAUGAUGAUGAUGAUGAUGAUAAUGAUGAUGAUGAUGAUGAUGAUGGUGAUGAUAGCUGAAGGCAAAUAAAUAGUCCCAACGACCUUAAGGAGCGUCUUGUCGCUCUGCGACUAAGAAACCACUGUGCAUAUAAUUGGCGGUUUUCAUGGUCCUUAAUCACAUGCCCCAAUGUGACCAGGCCAUAGGUCAUUUUAAUUGCGCAAAAGAACUGCGAAGCACGCCUCGAAUCGACACGAUCAUUGAUUUUUGCUUAACUUAUACGGAGCCGAGUUUCUCCUAUUAAAUCCUUAUGACGAAAGAUGCUCGAAGGAUAAAUGCUUCGGUCAUUUUUCUGUCGUAGAUGCUUUCUCAUGCGCUUGCCUUAAGAACUGUCCAUGGCUCGUCAUUAUCAAAGGUCGAAGUGUGUCUGUAGACGGACAGUGCGCGCGUUAACCAAUCCCACGUCGAUUGUCUUUCCGCUAUCUGGUGCCGCUUCCGAUACGCCUCAGUCAUGAGCGAAAUGGCAUUAAGCCUGUCAAGAUGUUCCUUUUAACCUUUUCUACCAUUCUUAAAACAGAAGGAAUAAGCAGCGAAAAAGUACUAACCUAGACAAAUGGAUUCAGUUUGGCGCUUAAGCGGAGAAUGGCGCAGAUUUAGCUGAAUAAGUGCAUUUCUUUGAGAACUUCAAAAGUGAAAACAAUAACGUUCAAGUCUUUUAUGCGUAAACCUUAAAUCGCCUUCCUGUUAACACCCAGACGUUUCUCAGCAAUCCUUUCCAUAUUUUUACAUGAAAACAUAAGCGUAUGCUUAACCAGGUUAUGCUAUCUGCAAAACAAAUAUGGUGGCCACUGAGGGUGUAAAAUAAAGGUGGUGUCGUGCUGUCUUUGUUUUUUUAAACCGUGGGUCCGGGCAAUUCUGAUCUUUUGGAAAUUUGAUUUUUUCUCCUUAUCCGUGGCUCUUUGACGUCUGAGAACAAAACUCUUAAGGGGCCGAGGAGUGUCCUUUAUGAAAGACGCUGCAGAGCGCUGGAAGAUUUUUAAUGUUUUUUUCCAAUUGUUCCGCUUUCCUAGCUGAAACUGCCACAGAAACGAGAAGUGAACUGGGGUGACCGGAGCUCCAUUCGACUCUCCGUUGACUACACAAAGCAACCCUCCAAAACUUCCGUAUCAGCGAACUCUGACAAAGUAUGCCCAACUUGCCAAAGGAAUCUAAUAGUUAAUAUUUUAUUAGUAGAAGUAUAACGUAAAUCUAACGCCUUCUUGCAUGGUCAUCUGUUUCGUUGAUUUUCAUUUUCGAUUUAGGGAAUUUAAUGAGCGAAUACUUUAUUCGUGACUGGCCAAAGAGAACCCGAGAAUUUUGAUCUCGCAAAUUCUAAAAUAUCUAAAAUAAUUAUGAAAGAUGGCAGUUGGUCUUUGUUAAUUAACUCUCUCAUGAUUCCAAAUCUCAUUCAAAUCGGCUUUUGAAAGCAUAACAGACUAUGCCGUUCCAAUUGGUUCAAAUAAUUAAUUUUCUCACUAGCCCCAUUGAUGCAGUGGCCUUGCUAUUCUAUAAUGCCAUUUUCCGAGUAAACAAAGCAUUUGAGAUUUAAGACCACUUAUAAUUAUUAGUUCAAAGCACGACCAAAUAUUUCAGCAAGUUUCAACCUAUACACGAAUUUUGCCUUCUAGAUUCAUCAUGGCCUCUUGCUUAGGCUUUUAAUUCGGUUUAUAAGGCCUUCUCCAAAUACAACAGUACCCAUGGAAAGCGCUGUGAGUAAACAGAACGACGGAGUUCUAUCGCAAUGUUAUCUGGAAGUCAAAAGCUUCUAUAAAUAACUUGGUAAGAGUUUUGUGUCUCAGGAAAGAAAACUAAAAACAGUCAUCUUGUAAAGCAGACUAGUCGCUAAGUUUACGUAAGUUAUUGCAGUUAGAGACUAAUACGUAGUCGUAGUUGGUCCUGGGUAAAUAUUGAUUACGUUUGUUAAAAGGUUUUACGUGCGUCUCCCGUUCAACCGCAAAUUGCUGUGAUUCUAGCAGUAUGCUCAAAAAUACGCCUCACUAUACAUCUUUCACGGUUAGAGAUAUCUAUCGAACGCAUAUCACAGGUAAGUGGCUCUCUUUCGAAACAACCGGCAUGUCCCCCGUUACCCCAGUAAACAAACACAGAGUAGAUGUGGACUAAAUUGGCCGUCUGCAAAGAUAUCCAUUAAAAUAUUGAAGAAGUUAAAUUCGGUGAGCGUGCGUUCUUGAUUAUUCAUUUUCAGGCCAGCACAGUUAUGUAAAGUGCAGUAGGGCAGUCAAAGUAGAAGACUAGUCAGUGAAUAGUUGUCAGUGGGGGAGAGUGGGUUGAGGGCGUACAGACAUGUCAGACAUCAGGGGGUAAUUAUGGUCGAGUUCUGUCAGGGGCAUGUAAAGGGGAAUUCUGACAGUGAGUUGUGCUUCUGUUUCGCUGCUGCAGGACGAUGUGACAGGAUGCGAGCGUAAACAGCUGGGCUCCGAUGAAAGGGGUGCCUAGCACCAUUCUGCGAAGUCAAAUCGAGGCAUGGAAAAGUCAACUUCGUUGCGCAAUCACGACUCACUUGGCUGACAGCAGCCACCGAGCAGACGUGAACCAAGUAUAUCGUGUCAUCUUUAAAGUCCCCGCGAGGUACUCCAAGUUCCUGCGCCAGAGGAUUCCUGCGACGGCAGAGACCGUGGCUACACGGUUAACGAACCCAAUCUUGUGCUCCGAGAAGGUAUUUAUACAGGCCCUUGAGUUUCCCUGACCAGAGCCGAGUCUUACAUGGCUGUUUCGGCAUCCUACCACAUCGCUCUGCAGCGGCGAAACGCAAACACAACUCACUGUCAGAAUUCCCCUUUACAUGCCCCUGACAGAACUUGAUUAUAAUUACCCCUGAUGUCUGACAUGUCUGUAUGCCCUCAACCCUCUCUUCCCCACUGAUAACUAUUCAUUGACUACUUUUCUACUUUGACUGCCCUACUGUACCUUAUAUUACUGUGUUGGCCUGAGGAUGAAUAAUCGAAAACGCACGCUCACCAAAUUUGACUCAAAUUGAUAGUUCUUCAAAAAGGACAAAUCUAGAAGUUGAGUCGCCAGCACUCAUGAUUAUUGACUUUUGCCUGAUUAAAUUCCACUACGCCUUCCUUAUGCUACAAGCAGGUGAUGCCAAUUCUUGACAUUGAUCUACUUCUGUUUUCUUGUGAGUUAGCUUUCUAACAUAAGAUCAACAUGUGAAUGGCGUCCGGUUGAACUGUUCGCAAGGUGGCCUAGAAUGACUCAUCGAAGUUUUUCAUUAGGUUUCGGUUCGUUUUGACUUAUUUCUGUUAAUACUAUGGGCAACGCGGAAUAAAUCUCUUUAUAAUUCUGACCUGUUUGACAUUUUCCUUUUGGUUACUCAGGAUGAACCCAAUUAUUUCAAAAUCUGCUUUGCGACCGAGUUCUCAGACGACGAAGACGUCGAAGGACAUGAUAUCGAACCAAUAGAAGUUGAGGAAGACGUGAAUUCUGAUCUUCCGGAGUCUUUGCCGAAACAAGAACAAGCAUUUGUACCAAGAUUUUCACGACCAGCCGACAGAUUCUACCAAGCUAACGUUGUGAGUGUUUCUUUGAAUUCCCUUUACGUCUGCAGAUGAUUAAAAACGAUAUAUGCAAACCGAUAACUCCAACGUAAGGGCACUUUCAGUAGGCGAGGCUCCUCCUGACAGUAAGGUACCUUAUUAUUAUUAUUUUAUUCAGAGGCUUACCUUACGAUGUUCGAAAGCAACGUAUUCAUGGAAAUAUAACAUGCUAUAAUUAGUAUUUCCUGGCUUACUUACACCCGGCCAAAUCUGACGGAAUAACCGGUCACCAAAUUUAUUCCAAUAGCGGGAGCUUACCUUCCCUUUUCCGUUCGCCUUAGCCUACUUAAUUGCUAGUGUCUGUGGUGCAGUUCGAAACGACCAUACUUUCCCCCACUCCACGCACUGUAGUCAGUUCCAGCCGUUCAGCGAAGGAGACUUCCUAACCAGCUAUCAGCAAAUCAACCAACUGUGUUGUCAUGAAAAUCGACAUCCUUAUUCCAUAGCCUCAUUCGAUUGCCCUGUAAAUAGGCUGGUCUUUGGUUUGGAUACCCAGUAGAUUGACAAGCAGGGCGAUUUACCUAAUAAGUUAAAACCAGCAUAUGUCUCUUGUGGGACCUGCAAAAGUUGAACAGAAGAAGAAAAGGCGUUCACCGGGAUUCAGAGUUUCGACAGGCAAUUUGGGUCUUUCAUUUUCGGAGACUGGAGCGAUGUACACAUAGUCCUCAGCAUAUGGCUUGUAAUUGGCAUCCGCACUGUGUAUGAGGCGUGGACCGCCAAUGUGGACUGUAGAUGCAAAGCAGACAGUAUUUUCAAGAUGGCACCUGCAAACUGCAUUUUCACUGUUAAAAGUUAGACAUUGUUCCCCAGAUAAUUACAGUUCUGCAUGAACGCUUCGAGUCUUUGACCAAGCGAAUAAAGCUUGAACUAUGAAAAUCCGAGUUAAACGAGGACCGGAUUGGUUGCUUUCCAUUCGGGCUUUAUGGCAUACAGCGAAAAACGUCCAAGCACAAAAUUUCCGCUUAGUCAGAUUUUUUAAUGGAAGUAGAUCUGGCAAACGAAAUUCCCAGCUUAUUCAUUAGAAGAGCACUGUCUUCAAUUAAGUAAUUAACUAAAACGAAGCAGCAGGAUAUCCAUGGGUGCCCCAGCUAAACAAGUUACAUGUGAAACUUAAGUUCGUUCAAGUUUUGACCAACAUAUCCCGCUUCGCCUGAAAAAAUGAACCGUUUCUUAGCCAAACGAAGCCAAACUACCUCUUCAAAUUCAAAAACUUCGUAAUUCAGGAUGUAAAACUCUACUUCCUUAGCAGAUUACGUUUCGAUAUUUUCAACAACUAUAGGACAAAGCUCCGUCGGUAGGAGAAUGGCCCGCAGCGAAAUCACCCCCAGAUUCUCGGGUCCUCCGUCCUCCAAUGCAGCUUGUGGAAGAUUCUUGUAUUCCCUGCUGGUCUAAAAUCACCAGCCGUUUUGACGCCACAUCUGCAGCCUAAGCAUCAGGGACAAAGGACUUGUCCUGAUAGGACUCACUUAGCAUUUCGACUGUUUAGUGUCUUUGUGCUCCCUUCAUUCCCUUCCUUCCCUACACUUACGCACUACGCCACAUCGGGCAUCCGACUGGACAUCACAGCAUGCACACAAUGUUCCCAGGCUUUUAAGCAAAUCACAACGUAGUGCCAGAGACCAGUACAUUAGUCGGAAACUGCAAAUAAAGGUCCGCAACUGACGCAACAAUUGUCAAAAAUGCGACAUCCUCGCGUCUGUCAGAAACUGUGAACUUUAAAGUCAAGAACGACUUCGGCCUUCAUGGACGCUAUUCUGAAACUGUGUCUGCUUAGUACAUGAGGUUUAAUAUAGUAAACCCACCAUCUAGUUCAAUGAAUUCGGCAGCGUAAGUGACCGAAAUGCAAACUUUUAGGAUGCUCUGACAAAAAACAAUCCAGCUAUAAGUGGAAGUCCAGACCCUAGGAAGGCCCAAAAUCUAGAACUGGCUCCUUUACAAAAUAGUACAAUUGGGUGGAUAAGAUGAGUUGGGCGAAAAUUAUGCGCACGUGCGAUGGAAAUACUGCAGCGUCUCAGCUGUAAAGCACUGAUUCUCCUGUCAGCUGCUGGUCAGAGUCAAAACUUCAUGUUAGGCGAGGGUAGGGUGAGCAACCCCUGAAUGGUUAUUUAAAAUUCUGCCUCCUCACUUUAUUUGAGUAGGUGUGGUUCAUAACGAUUUGCCUGGCACUAGCCCGCAAAAAGUGUUAUGCGAUACGCGGAUUUUUACCUUCACAAUCGUUAUCGAAGUAAAAUUUGCCCGUAUCGGAUUAGUGUUCUUAGUGCUAGGGUUUUCAGGAUUGGGUUAUGGUUUAGAUCUGAGACUGUAGCUAAGGUUGGGGAUUUUGGUUUAGGGUUGUGGGUUUCAGGACGAGGUCGGGAUUGGAGCUAGGGUUUUAAGCUCUAAGUUAAAAUUGCGGUUACUUUCGUAUUUUCCUUAAGGACGUACCAGUAAGGGUUAGGGUCACCCAUUAAAGACAUGGCGGCGAUUGGCGUUAGGCUUGUUGUUAACUACAGUUUUCCCAGGAGGUUAGGUACCACACCUCUGCUCCAAGUCAUCCCCUGUAUGCAUUUAAAGAACGUCGGACUUCUAGUAUGUUUAAUUCAAACAUGAUGACUGCAGUUUCCAUCCGCUCUCAUUUCCGUUUUUUUAUGUUUAUGGGCCGGUCCUAUUUCAGUUGUCUGAGAAGUGAACUGGUCGACCUUUAAACCAGUAGUUUUGGGUGUUUCUCAGCUCAGGAACCUGAGAUUAAAGCAUGCUUAUGGUGGUUCAAUUCGUUUUUGGUACCACUUUUUUCUGGUUCUUACAUCUUUCAUCAAAUAUUUUGUGUUUAUCUAAAUUUACACCUUAUUCAGAGCAUGAAAUAUACACUUCGAAGGUCACUAUUCUUAGGUAUCCUUCGUCAACAACAAAACCACCGACAGCCGAAACUUAUAGGUCAAUAGAAAGAGGCCUUUAGCGAUACAUUUUAAUGCUUUGCCUAGUUAGACACAGUGGUAUCAGUGAGUGCCCAUUCAUAAGCCAUUCUUUUGCAGAUAGGCCUUCAUAAAACACCUUAAAAAAUUCUGGGUACACAGUCCUUAAACUGUAAACUUUUGUCCUCUGUCGAAAGUUUUUUCAGAAAUGCUUUUGGAACUUCUGACACCAGACACCUUACGCUUAGGCAGCCCAAUGCCCAGAUGACCGUAUUGUUCAACGCCGCGACUAUCGUUCAUGUAUUUCUACUCAACUACAAUAGUAUUCACAGUGAUUUGUUUAAUUAGUCCCGUCCCUCAUCUUGUAUUUUAACCGAACUAGUCGACAACUCGCGACUUUUUUAUUGCUUUGUGUAACCUCAACACUCCUUAAGUUGUCUUUUCAUGCAAUCUUACAGUCUGUGCAAAACGUUAACCUCCUGACUGCCGGGACAAAAAAAUUGGUAGGUUUUGACCUUUCAUAAUCGAAAACAGUCUUUCAAAAAUAUAAAGGACAUACGCUUUUGAUCGCUAGUUUACUGAGGUUUUAGGCUCCGAACGCAUAAAAACUAUAAGGAUGAGAAAUUCCUAAAAACCCUGGCUAUUCAACUGAGCAAUUUACAAGACGAAUGUAAAGGAAGAACCUGCGCGGUGAUCCAUUUAAGGUUUCCUUAUUUCAAAAGGAUAGAACUCCAUAAGUAGACGAAAAAUUCCGGUUCUCAACAUUUCACUUCAUCCUGCCCCAAAUUUAUCUCUCAUCCAUGCAAAACUUUUCUUCAGGUCUGCAUGACGUCCCCGUUUACAAUUGUAUUCCCCUUUACAGACGUUUCUGAGAGACAGCGCAUGCACUUUUUGCGUAACGUUUAAAAAGACCUCUUGUGAAAUACAUAUCUUUGGGCAUUAAAAUAUACCAACGGUUCUUGGUCUGCAUCUCGUAAAAUGCGCUUUCCUCAAUCCAGUAAAAGCAAUGGAUUCGUUUGACUGUCGUUCGUUACCUGUCAAAAAUAAAGUCUCUGCGCUAUGCCUCCUAUUUCCUUUCUAAAUUGCUUAGUGUUUAAGUGAAGUGGAAUUCUUGUUUUAAAUUCAAAGUUAGGAUUAAUUUCUAAUGACGAAUAUAUUUCGCCGAAAAUAGUAACAUCUUUUAAACACAAAGUAUAACCAUAAUGACAAAAUGCCUCACGUACGUUGAUUGCAUAGGGACUGCAUAGGGGCUUUGUUAAAAUAACCUCCGAGCUAUAUUUCUUUUUUAAAUCUUUAGUUAUGUGAUUUCUAGUGCAUUCGUGUCUCCACCAGGUGACAUUUAAAUUUGAAGGCUGAGAGUCAGUCUUCAGUCUAGCAGUAGCCCCGAAGCUUUGCUCGUGACAAUUUAGUCCAGGAUGCUAAAGAGGAUACACCUUGUGUUGACUUCUUUUAGUUGCCCUAUGGCCUUUUCACGUCACAUCUUUCAAAUUAGUUGUCGCUGGCACUCAACAUGUUUGUAAAAAUUUGCUCACUUAAGAGAAUUCCAAAUAAUUGAUGUAUGUUUAUAUUUUGCAACCGACGGUUUGGUUCCCUUAUUUGUUUUUUCCUUCAUUUUCUUCCAAAAUAUCUACGCUCUUCUUACAUCAGAUGAUUUUUAUUAACGAAUUGUAGAAGUGGCAUUGCAUUUAGCUAAUAGACCUGAUAACUACCCUUUUGUAUCUUACUUUAUAGCUCGGGGCCAUACCCACAAUCCGCGGUUUUUUCUUUCGGGAGGCUCUGGAAAGGCUUUUGAUCUCCCAAUUGCAGCUUAUUUUAAAUGACUUACUGUGCCAAAUAUCGGGUGAGUUUUACGGGAAGUUUACAGUCAUCAUUAUUUGGUUACUGAUCGAAAACUGCAAAGAUGUCUAAGGCAAAAGCAUUAGUACUUUAUUAAUAUAAGAUACAGACGUGCGAAUUGGAGGUUCUUCAGGCUUUUAAUAUGUUUAGUUCAUGCAUAAACGUAAAAGUUGCAUUUUGACACUUCCUUGUGUUUCCUUGCCUGAAACCACCGAUGAUGUCGCCCUAACCUUCCUUCAAAACCAUGACUUCAAGACCUAUGUGCUGCAAGAUUUAAGAGGGCAGUUUUGCAGGGUACUUUUAGAUAACUGUAGGUUUUAUAUACAAGCAAGGAACAUAUUAACUGACCUAUAUGUUAGUCGUAUUUUGGGCUUUUUGAAAUGAGUUAGUGCUGAAAUCUUCGAAAUUUUCGGCUUAUUCACUCUUCGGGUCUUCUUGGAUGGUUAAUGAGGACUGAGGAAAAAAGUUAAUAACGAGAUUCCUGGGAAAUAUAUCUCCCUUUUAACGGCCACGUUUAUGCGAAAUAUCAUGAUAUCAUCGUUUAAUUAAGUUGGAUCACCGGUAUUUCUAUUAAGUAUUUCCAAAAACGUAUUUUAAGUAAGAUAUGAAUGAAGCUAUUUGGUUGACCUAGGGGCUGCGCAAUUUAAUAGCGCUCUAUCUAAAUUAAAGCACACAAACCGAGAUCCGCAAACGGCAUAUGACUUCUAUUUAUUAUUCAAAGUGUCUCCAUGUGCGCUUCCGCAGAAAUACUCCCCACUGUUCUACCGAAAAUCCUUCAGUCGAUUUUCAAAAGAUCCACACCAUUUCAUGAUUGGACAGUAGUACAGUUUUGCAGAGAUGGCUAAACCUAAAGCUUGGUGCACCGACAGAUGGGGAGGUACUUCCUAUUUUUAUACUUUUAUAACUUACCAAAAAAUGUUCCUUGGAAGCAACCGAAAACAUCUCUGCAGAUGAUUUGGACAUAAAAACAGUUGAACAUACAAACAGAUGAAAAAAAGACAAGGCUCUUCGGACAACUCGAGUCGUACUUGAGAAGUUUCCAGCUGGUGACACCAACCCGUCGUCAGACGACAUGAGCAGAGGAGAAAAUGAGACCGGCGCGACAGGACAGACAACGACAGACAGAAAGCUGGUGAGGGCACCGAGUUAUGAUUAGUUGUGGAGCGGGGAGAUGGAAGGGAGAACCGUUAGGGCUCCCGGUGCUACUGGAGUAGUGCACAGUACGUCAGUUAUUCAUGCAAAUGUAUGUUGCAUUCUGUAAACAGAACAGUGGAUGAAUCGACAUCGGUGUAAUCUAUACGAAGUUUCAGCCCAGGGCAGCCGUGAGGGCUUGAGAGAAGUAAAACGUCAUUCCCUAUAGUACAUAUAAAACAGUUUUUUUCUUCAUCGGGGGAAAGACAUUUCACCAAACAGCUUCUACGUUCAACUUUAAUGUUCAUCUCAUUUGUAGAUUUAAAUAAUGAACUGAUGCGGGAGCUCCCGCUUCGCGACGAACUGCAGAUAGACAACGAGGAGCGAAAAACAAAAUUUCAAGAACUUUUAUUGUAAGUUUUUCUUGAUUGCAUUGUUAUGCAAAACAUGAAGAACGGCUAGAACCAAAGCCCUUAAACUUCAUAAAACAACUAAAUAGGAAGAAGGCAUUUUCUUAAAUAGUUGAUCUAUCGCGCUCGAGUAUUCACUUGUGCGUUGAGCGACUGGUCUCAUGAAGUGUUAGUCAAAAUUCUGUAAUAGGUUUUCGAUUAGGAAGGAUAACUUAAGUAGGGUUGUAAGAUUGAAUGUCGUGCGGCACAAUCCUAUGAUACCUCGGACUCGCCAGAAUGCCGACUUUUGAAUGCAAUUCUUUGGACCUACUGUAAAAGGCGCACUUUGGAAAAAGGUGGCUAAUGAAUUAGGGUGCAAUUCUCGAAUUUAUUUUCGAUGACCUUAUCAAUUCAAAUAUAUUUUAUAGAAAACAUGCACCAAAUAUACUUUCUUUCAUUCAUUUGGCAGCAAAUCACGUCAUCUCUAUAUUUUAUACUCGAUGAAAGAGCACCUUUUAGUUUUAUAAAAGUUUUUAAUAAUGACAUUUUCUAAGGCUGUGCAAUGUCCAUUUAUACAGCAUCGUGCAUGCCCGUUAGUUAACGCUUCUUGCAAAAUAAGCAACACAGUCCGCAUCCUUUAUGAAAGUUUGUGGACUCUACAUGGUAUCUCCUUAAGGGCAAAGAGAAGUAUAUGGCUUUGCUUAUGCGGAAAGUAUGCGCCUUGCAGACCGCAAUCAAUAAAAUCUAGUGCAACAGCCGAUCUAGCUCAAAAUAAUAAGGGAAUUUAAAAACUUUUUAGAACCCAAAUAUACCCUUUCUUCGAGUACAAAAUGUAAGGACGAAUUGAUCUGCUACAAAAUGAGUGAAAGAAAGCACACUUUUGUGCAUGUUUUCUUUAAAAUAUAUUUGAAUUCAUAAGGCCACCGAAAAUUAAUGUGAAAAAUGUAUAACGUUUAAGUAUCCAUUUUUAUCAACUUUAGUCUUUGCAGGAGGUUGCAUAGAAGUGCAUUCAAAAUCCAGCAUUCUGGCGAGUCCAAAAAUAUUAUGGAAUUGUGCCGCGUGAUGUUUAAUAGUGCAACCAUACUUAAGUUAUACUUCCUAAUCAUAAUGCAUUUCAGAAUUUCGUCUUACAUUUCAUGCGAUCAGUCAUUCUCUGUGUCCAUGUUUCAUGUUAGAAGUCCGUUAAUCCCUAUGUACAUGCAUAUGUAUAAAUUGAAAAACAGGCAAUAACGUUCAAUAACUAAAGCAUCCAGGCUCAAAUCCCGCUGGGCUUGGCUGAUUGACGAUGGCUAAUAAACCAGAAAUGGUCACCCCAGUCCCCCUUGACGUUGUCGGCAUCUUUUUAAUUACUGCCUGCAUAGGCUCUAGACGGAACCCCGAGACGCCGCAGGGCAAGCAUGUCCCUAACCUAGUCGAUGUACGCCCAUCCUAAGGCGAUAUUAUAUAUAUUUGAUCUGCGGAGGUAGGCAUCCUGAGGGAGAUAAGCUAAGUUCAGAUAUGUUCUCAAUGUAUAUCUUUGUAUGUUGUGUGUGUGAUAAUAUAUCUAACAUAUCAUAAUACAGUAUACAAUAUUAUACUCAUGUUAAAUUUGCAUUGCCCUGCACAGUCGCCUUGAGAUAGUGGAUUAGAUUUUUGUUUUAUCUUGUGUGCGUCCUUUAUGAGCACACGCACCCCAACACAAGCCCGUUGCCUUCAUAGAUCCCUAAGGUCCCGCAAACUUCAUCAUGUACUCGACUACAAGGCGCUCCGUCCCACGACCCUUCUGCCUUCUCAUCAACCCAUCAAUGCUGAGUACCACUUCAUGAAAAGCUUGCCUGUUCAAUGCCCGAGGGAGAAACCACAAGAACUCUCCUCUCUUCAGACACCCACCAGCCCCAGAAUUGCAAAGUUAAAGUCCUAUUUUUUUGGAUUCUUCAACAGAAAACGCUCCAAGGAUUCAAGUCCAAUACAGCGGCGAUCCGUUUAA